Brassica oleracea var. oleracea is the source of this 366-nucleotide messenger RNA. RefSeq lists its product as uncharacterized. The record is from RefSeq and is a predicted model, not a curated record. Bases 1 to 366 code for a protein of 121 amino acids. The transcript is spliced from 4 exons. Lineage: Eukaryota; Viridiplantae; Streptophyta; Magnoliopsida; Brassicales; Brassicaceae.
AUGGAAGAGGUUGUUGAUUAUCUGAAUACUACAAAAGAAUCCCUUAUGAUGAAGAUGGCGUGGGAGAUGAUGAACCCUGAGUACAAAAUGGGAAUGCAGAGGAAACCUACAUCAGUGAAAAAGAAAGAUCCUAUUAGUAAGACUGAUUCUCCUCCUAGUAAGAAAAAUUUUGCAACCACAACCUUAAGCAAUGCAGAAAGCGAAAAGAAAAAGCAAAGCAGCAAAAAAGAAUGCCUUUUGGAACUUGAGGGUUCUGAAGAAGAUGCACCAGAAGAAGAUAAACUAGCCUGGAACAAGGAUUACAGUACUGAAGAAGCUAAUGGAGGAGAGGACGAGUUCUAUGGCGGAGCUGAUCUUGAAUAUUAA